UAGUGGUAGGGGCAGCAGCGAUAAGGAGCGCCAUGGCCGGCGAGGCAGUGGCGGCCAUGCAGCGCCUCGGCGUGAAGGUACACGGCAGGAGGGCGCCGUCGGCAUUCUCCGGGGCGCUCCCCGGGGCGCUCAUCUACGCCCUCCUCUGGUCGAACGCACGGGCAGGGAACCAUGCGACGGCGUCCUCGACCGCCGGCCAGCAGCCCCAGGGCUUCGUCAUGCCCCAUAAGGUCCAGCAAAUCGUCGGCGGUACAGCGGCCGACAUCCGGGACUUCGGACACCAGGUGAGCUGGCUCUACGAGGGCUUCCACCGGUGCGGGGGCUCCAUCCUGACGGCCGACUACAUCCUCACCGCCGCUCACUGCGUCAGCGGGUCGUCGCCGGGCCCGCAGCACGAGAUCCUGGCGGGCACGUCCAUCAUCUCGACCGAGAGGAGGAACAGGGGCCAGACGACGCAGAUCGUGGAGAUGCACGUGCACCCAAAGUUCGACGUGCACACCUACACACACGACAUCGCGCUCCUGAGGGUGUGGCCGCAGCUCAGCUUCAACUCGGCGGUCCACCCCAUCCAGCUGAUCGACGCCGGCGGCGCGCCCUACCCGACCGAGUCCGUCGUGGUCACGGGCUGGGGGCUGCUCAAGGAAAACUCCCAAUACCAGACGCCCAUCCUUCAGAAGGUGAGGGUGUUCGUCAACGACAUCGCGCACUGCAGGAACAAAUACAUGGAGGCGAGCUGGGUGCUCCCCGACACCCUCAUGUGCGCGGCGGCCGACAAGAAGGACGCCUGUCAGGGGGACAGCGGCGGCCCGCUCGUGUACUACACGGAGGAGGGCAGUCAGCGGCUCGUGGGUAUCGUGUCCUCCGGCAUAGGCUGCGCGAGCAAGGACUUCGCCGGCCUGUACACCGACCUGCGCCACCCGGAGAUGAGGGCAUACGUUAACGAAAUCACGGGCUACAGGCUGGCCUCUUAGUCCCGGGCCUAGGACCACAUCACGUCAAUACAUGCGAAGAGAAAAUACCUUGUUUCAA
This is a messenger RNA of Frankliniella occidentalis (western flower thrips), 1029 nucleotides long. RefSeq names its product trypsin delta-like. Gene Ontology annotation, biological process: proteolysis. The record is from RefSeq and is a predicted model, not a curated record. Gene Ontology annotation, molecular function: serine-type endopeptidase activity. The coding region runs from base 33 to 971 and encodes 312 amino acids. The transcript has 5 exons. NCBI's taxonomy places the organism in Eukaryota, Metazoa, Arthropoda, Insecta, Thysanoptera, Thripidae.